This is a messenger RNA of Striga hermonthica, 417 nucleotides long. Lineage: Eukaryota; Viridiplantae; Streptophyta; Magnoliopsida; Lamiales; Orobanchaceae. The record is from the annotation of a GenBank genome assembly.
GUGAACUGGCUGCCAUACGAGCGCAAGCCACAUGAGGUAGAGCCUAGGACACUUUAUUUCGGAUACCUUAGGUACCGGGAUAUUGUGGAGCCCUACAUGCCUCUGCGGUGUUUGCGUCAGUUAGGCUACGUCCAGAUUGUCCCUCUUGGCAUUUACCGUCUGACACAGGUAAAUAGGCCUUGUGAGUCUCAGUCGUACACGGUUGAGCAUGCUGAUAAUGCAGCCGAGGAUAGCUGGAACCAGUUCUCGGUCCCUCAUUCUCUGCACUUGUCUGAUUUUACGGAGACCCCCGUAGAUGAUCGAGGGCAGACCCAUCGAGACUAUCUGAGAUGGUAUGAGCGGGUUUAUCAUCCUAGACUUCUGCCUCAGACUCUGCCGGACGCCGACGCGAUCCCUGCGCGCGCCAACUACGAUUAU